GUUACCGAUGACAAUUAAAGUGACAUCCGGUUGGUGGUUUGAUUCUCAAUAAUAUCUUCACGUUCCCCCUUUUAAUUGUUAUUAUUGAUCUAUUCAUUAAAAAGGAAAAAUUGCUUCAAACGCUAAAAUGUCCAAGAGGCAUGCGGAGGAGGCCCCGGCCUCCUCUGGCGGUCAGCCGCCGAUUAAAAAAAUACACUUUGAACCACAUUUGAUUGGACCGGUAUCUACUCUGGAAGAAAUGGAUAUCAAAGUUCUACAAUUUCAGAACAAAAAACUGGCCCAAAAAAUUGAGCAAAGACACAGAACUGAACAGGAAUUGAGACAGAGGAUCGAACAGUUAGAAAAAAGACAAACUCAAGAUGAUGCAAUGUUGAAUGUAGUCAAUCGGUAUUGGAAUCAACUCAAUGAGGAUAUUCGAAUACUUUUACAGAGAUUUGAUGCAGAAACUGCUGAUGAGUCUGAAAAUAAAAAUGAGAAUGAAGCAACCACUUCUUUUUUGAUGCAAUUAUCUACAUGGGAUAAGGAUGAGCUCAAUGAUAAAUUGGCUAAUCGAGUUCAAGUAUCAAGAAGAGCUGUUGCAAAAGUAAUUCAAGCUUUUGAUAGACUUAUGCAAAGAAAUGAAAAAAUUACGUUAGCGUUAAAAGGAGAAGUGGAAGGACAGGAUGCUCCUUCAGUUGAUGAAGUCAUAAGACAAGCAAACGUUGAACUACAAGCGGAAAACAGAAAUUUGCAAGCAUUGCAAACUACUCUACAUGAAAAAUAUCAUUUGAACAGUCUAAAAGUAGCUGAAUUGCAAGAUUCUGUUACUGCCAGGGAGACAGAAAUUGCAGAAUUGAAGAAUCAAAUUGAUGAUUUGCAAUACGAAUUUGAUAAGGUGCGCAAUAGAAAUGACAAACUAGAAACCCAUUUGGCUGAAGCUAUUGAGAAACUUAAAACUUACAACCAACUUCAUGGAGAUCCUGAUAAGAAUGCUACGCAGAAACCGGUGGUACAGUCGAGUGUUUCUCAAGCAAAACUGGAAGAUUUGAUGAAAGAAGUGGAAGAAUGGAAAGAAUUGGCCAAUAAUAGACUUCAAGAGCUGGAUAAGCUGCAUAUGACUCACAGGGAAACUCUUAAAGAAGUGGAGAAGUUGAAAAUGGAUAUUCGUCAACUUCCGGAAAGUGUUAUUGUCGAAACAACGGAAUACAAAUGUCUUCAAUCUCAAUUUUCUGUGCUAUAUAAUGAGUCAAUGCAGCUUAAAACUCAAUUGGACGAAGCUAGGCAACAAUUGCAGCAGACCAAAAAUGCCAAUGCUAGAAAUAUCGAACUUAUGGAAAGUGACGAACUCAUGUCUCAAAAAAAACUUCGUCAGGAAGUCAUGCAGUUGGAAGAUUUCUUAGCGCAAAUAAGAAAGGAAUACGAAAUGCUACGUAUUGAAUUUGAGCAGAAUCUUGCCGCCAACGAACAAACCGGUCCCAUAAACCGUGAAAUGAGGCAUCUUAUAACAUCCCUUCAGAACAAUACUCAGCAAUUGAAAGGAGAAGUGCAUAGAUAUAAGAGAAAAUACAAAGAAGCGAAUGCGGAAUUACCUAAGUUGAGAAAAGAAAUCGAAGACCUUCAAAGCAAAAUAGCUCAGUUGGAAUCUAAUCAGGAUUCUAAAGAACACAUUAAGCAAGAAAUCAAAGAGGAAGACACAAGUACUUCUGAGGGAAUACAAAUCAAGGAGGAAGGGUCUACUACCCCCACAAUUAAGAAGGAAGAAGACGAUACAGAGCAUAUGGAAGAUGCAGAUACUGACAAAGACAAAGCAGGCGGUUCUCCAUCAUCGAAAAAAGAUGGAAACAAACAAGGUCAAGGGGUUGUCAAGAAAGAUCCUGUGAAAACCGAGAAGGAUCAUAGGGAGGCCCAACGUGCGAAGGAGCAGAAAAUAAUGGAAAACGAGAUUAUAAGGGAUUUGAAAAAUCAGCUCAAGAAAGCUCUGAAUGAACAGAAAGAAAUGAAGCUGCUUCUGGAUAUGUACAAAAGCGUGAUUAAAGAUCAGAGGGAUAAGGUACAGUUGAUGGCUACGGAGAAAAAACUACGUAUGGAGGUCGACGAUCUUCGACAGCAAAUCAAGAAAAUUCAGGACAGUAAAAGAGAUGACAAACGAAAAAUGGCAGAAGACGAAGCCCUGAAGAAAAUCAAGCAAUUAGAAGAGCAGAAAUAUGAGCUCCAGAAGCAGGUGGCUAACCAGAAGCCUGCCGACGGUAGCUGGGGUAAUGUUCUGCACCAAAUGAGACCGUUUGUCGGGUCACAAGAAGAAGAGGCCCUUCUUAACGAGAUGGAAGUGACCGGACAAGCGUUCGAAGACAUGCAGGAGCAAAAUUCGAGGCUGAUCCAACAGUUGCGAGAAAAGGAUGAUGCGAAUUUCAAGCUCAUGUCCGAGAGGAUCAAAUCAAAUCAACUGCAUAAAUUGGCGAGGGAGGAGAAAGACGUUCUUAAGGAACAAGUGCAAACUUUGACCACUCAAGUGGAUGCCGCGAAUAUUGUUGUGCGUAAACUGGAGGAAAAAGAGAGGAUUUUGCAAAAUACUUUGGCGACUGUUGAGAAGGAAUUAUCCCUGAGGCAACAGGCCAUGGAGAUGCACAAGAGGAAGGCCAUCGAGUCGGCUCAGAGUGCAGCCGACCUGAAACUUCAUUUAGAAAAAUACCACUCCCAGAUGAAGGAAGCUCAACAGGUGGUAGCAGAGAAGACAAGUUCAUUAGAAGCAGAGGCUUACAAGACCAAGAGACUUCAGGAAGAGAUAGCGCAGCUGAAACGGAAGGCGGAGAGGAUGAAGAAGAUGGAAAUUUCAGGAACCACCCUGGAUGAAGUCAUGAUGGAGGAAAUUAGGGAGUACAAGGAGACUCUCACAUGUCCUUCGUGUAAAGUCAAGAGGAAAGACGCAGUCUUGUCGAAAUGUUUCCACGUCUUCUGUUACGAUUGUCUCAAAACCAGGUAUGAGACCAGGCAGAGAAAGUGCCCCAAAUGUAAUUGUGCUUUCGGAGCUAAUGAUUAUCAUCGAUUGUAUCUAUCUAAUUAAUUGAUGUGGGGAAUGUAUUUUUUUAUGAUUUUAUGUACUGAGUUUUAUGCCUUGAUUUGGUUAUAUAAAUAUAAGCUAUAAAUGGUUA
This is a messenger RNA of Coccinella septempunctata (seven-spotted ladybird), 3128 nucleotides long. RefSeq names its product E3 ubiquitin-protein ligase Bre1 (gene Bre1). NCBI's taxonomy places the organism in Eukaryota, Metazoa, Arthropoda, Insecta, Coleoptera, Coccinellidae. The transcript has 14 exons. Gene Ontology annotation, molecular function: ubiquitin protein ligase activity; metal ion binding. The coding region runs from base 128 to 3040 and encodes 970 amino acids. Gene Ontology annotation, cellular component: nucleus; HULC complex. The record is from RefSeq and is a predicted model, not a curated record.